AUGUGGAAAAAUCAUUUGCUUAUCACUUCCAACAUCAUCCUCAUGUUUAUAAACUCAUUGACAUCAAUUGACAUUGAAUGCAAUUAUCAAGUAAACAGCUACACAGUUAUUGAGAGAAUCUACGAUUGUAGAGUCAACAAUAAUCCGAACAUUUCAUCUAAAAACUUAAAUGAAGUCACAUCAAUCAAUGAGUAUCAUGUAGGAUCAAGAACCAGCAAUGAUGUACUUGGGAUCUGGGCAAGCAGCAAAACUAUUCAUUAUUUUCCAACUGGAUUCGAUAAAUUCUUCAAAAAUAUCAAAGCAAUUUACAUUUACAUUUGUGGAUUGAAGGAAAUUCAUCAGUCAGACUUGAAAGUUUUUCCGAAUUUGGUUUACAUCUACUUGAGUGGCAAUGCCAUUGAAGUUAUUGAGGAUGGAAUAUUUGACUAUAAUAAAAAUCUAGAGUUUAUUGGACUGAAUGAGAAAAAUAUUAUUCAUAUUGAUUCAAGUGCGCUGAAUGAACUGGACAAGUUGAGGUACUUUCGUGGUCUGAAUGUUCCUUGUAUAGGACAAGAUGCUGUCGAUUCUAAGGAUGCUGUCAAGGAUAUUAUUGAUGUUAUUCAGAAAAAUUGUGUUUCUAUGGAAUUCAUACUGCUUAAUGAUAGACUAAAUGAAAUAGCAGAUGAGGCAAAUCCUGAUAAGCUCUUAGCACAGCUUGAAUAUUUUGAGGUGAAUUUUAAUAAUUCUAAAUUUAUGAAAUACCGUCCAUUGAAUGUAAAGCUUCAAAACCUCAAAAUUAUAGAAGUCAGCAAGACAGAGCAACAAAAAAGUAAGACAAAAUCUUCAGAUAUACAAUUAAAUGACCUGACUGACAACUCUAAAGAACUAGAUGACAAUCCCAAUUCCUGUAAAAUCUGUCAAAAUCAAUUCAUCAAAUUUGCACUCAAAACUGAAGAAAGAUUCCAGAAAAUUGAGCAAAAUUUAGCCAGCACUCGUCACAUGAUUGCAAUUAAUCUGAAUGAAAAGAUGAAGGAAGUUGAAAAGCAGUUGAUGAAGCAGCUGGAAGAAAUAUUAGAAAAAAAGUUGGACAGAGUCACAGAUGAUAGUCAAAAGGAUGACAUCGAUGUAAGGUCAGGAGUGGAAUAG
Chironomus riparius is the source of this 1125-nucleotide messenger RNA. The record is from the annotation of a GenBank genome assembly. NCBI's taxonomy places the organism in Eukaryota, Metazoa, Arthropoda, Insecta, Diptera, Chironomidae.